Hipposideros armiger (great roundleaf bat) is the source of this 2529-nucleotide messenger RNA. It is a transcript of the gene PCK1, whose product is annotated as phosphoenolpyruvate carboxykinase 1. Gene Ontology annotation, cellular component: cytosol. Gene Ontology annotation, biological process: gluconeogenesis; propionate catabolic process; oxaloacetate metabolic process. Gene Ontology annotation, molecular function: GTP binding; phosphoenolpyruvate carboxykinase (GTP) activity; manganese ion binding. NCBI's taxonomy places the organism in Eukaryota, Metazoa, Chordata, Mammalia, Chiroptera, Hipposideridae. The record is from RefSeq and is a predicted model, not a curated record.
CUGCCACCAAACACCAAACACAGCCUUCCCACUGGGAACGGACUCUUGCCAGCGGGAAGAUCCUGAAAGGGAGCUUUGGAUCUCAGACCGAGAUCAGCCAGAGAGAAGAAAAGGAACGUUGGCAUCGUGCUCCUCAACACAACCCUACAAAAAUGCCUCCUCAGCUGCAAAACGGCCUCAACUUCUCUGCCAAAGUCAUCCAGGGCACCCUCGACAGCCUGCCCCAGGCAGUGAGAGAGUUUGUGGAGCAAAACGCCAGGUUGUGCCAGCCUGAUCACAUCCACAUCUGCGAUGGCUCCGAGGAGGAGAACCGGCAGCUGCUGCACCAAAUGGAGGAACAGGGGACCAUCAAGAGGCUGAAGAAGUAUGACAACUGCUGGUUGGCUCUCACUGACCCCAGGGAUGUGGCCAGAAUUGAAAGCAAGACGGUCAUCAUUACCCAAGAGCAGAGAGAUACGGUGCCCAUCUCCAAAAAUGGCCAAAGCCAACUGGGUCGCUGGAUGUCCGAGGGGGACUUUGAGAAAGCGUUCAAUGCCCGAUUUCCAGGGUGCAUGAAAGGUCGCACCAUGUACGUCAUCCCAUUCAGCAUGGGGCCCCUGGGUUCGCCUCUGGCCAAGAUUGGCAUCGAGCUGUCGGAUUCGCCCUACGUGGUGGCCAGCAUGCGCAUCAUGACGCGAAUGGGCACACCCGUCCUGGAAGCGCUGGGGGACGGGGAGUUCAUCAAGUGCCUCCAUUCCGUGGGCUGCCCUUUGCCUUUAAAAAAGCCUUUGGUUAACAACUGGGCCUGUAACCCGGAGCUGACACUCAUCGCCCACCUGCCCGACCGCAGAGAAAUCAUCUCCUUCGGGAGUGGGUACGGCGGGAACUCGCUCCUUGGGAAGAAGUGCUUUGCCCUCCGGAUUGCCAGCCGCCUGGCCAAGGAGGAGGGGUGGCUGGCAGAGCACAUGCUGAUCCUGGGCAUCACCAACCCCGAGGGUCAGAAGAAGUACUUCGCGGCGGCGUUCCCCAGCGCCUGCGGGAAGACCAACCUGGCCAUGAUGAACCCCACCCUCCCGGGGUGGAAGGUAGAGUGUGUGGGGGACGACAUCGCCUGGAUGAAAUUCGACCAACAAGGUAACUUAAGGGCUAUCAACCCAGAAAAUGGAUUUUUUGGUGUCGCUCCUGGAACCUCUGUAAAGACAAACCCCAACGCCAUCAAGACCAUCCAGAAGAACACCAUCUUCACCAACGUGGCUGAGACCAGUGACGGCGGCAUUUACUGGGAAGGCAUCGACCAGCCGCUGGCCUCGGGCAUCAAGCUCACGUCCUGGAAGAAUAAGGAGUGGGCCCCCGAGGACGGGGAACCUUGUGCCCACCCCAACUCGCGGUUCUGCACCCCUGCCAGCCAGUGCCCCAUCAUGGACCCUGCCUGGGAGGCUCCAGAAGGCGUGCCCAUCGAAGGCAUCAUCUUUGGAGGGCGCCGGCAAAGUCAUCAUGCAUGACCCCUUCGCCAUGCGGCCUUUCUUUGGCUACAACUUCGGCAAAUACCUGGCCCACUGGCUCAGCAUGGCCCAGCGCCCAGCGGCCAAGCUGCCUAAGAUCUUCCAUGUCAAUUGGUUCCGGAAGGACAAGGAAGGCAAAUUCCUCUGGCCGGGCUUCGGCGAGAACUCCAGGGUGCUGGAGUGGAUGUUCAACCGGAUCGACGGGAAUGGUGGCGCCAAGCUCACGGCCAUCGGCUACAUCCCUGAGGAGGGGGCCCUGAAUCUGAAAGGCCUGGGCGACAUCAAUAUGAAGGAGCUCUUUGAUAUCUCCAAGGAGUUCUGGGAGAAGGAGGCAGAAGACAUCCAGACGUACCUGGAGGAGCAAGUGAACGCCGACCUCCCCUACGAAAUCGAGAGAGAGGUCUUGGCUCUGAAGCAGAGAGUCAGCCAGAUGUAAUCAUUAGACCCGGAGCGUCACCCUUCAAAUCACCCCAUUUCCAAUCUGUGCGGUGUACUGGGUGCAAGAGAGAGUCGAGUUUCCUGAGCUGACACCACCUGCAGCCCCGCGAUGACCACACCACGAGCAGAUCUGAACAACACGCUUUAAUUGUUAGAUUAGACCCCAGAGUACAGGCUAGUUACUAACAAGGUGGGGAAGGGAAAUCUCAGCAUGUUUCCAAAAUUCACGAUCCAAUGCACAUUUGUUCAAUCUUAAGAACACUCAGGUAUUUAGUCUUUUUGUUGUUUUUUUUCACUUUAGCUAUAUCGGUUAGCUAGACUACACAGAAAAAAAAUACUUGAGCUGUAAAUACGAGUGUGUGUGUAUGUGUGUGUGGUGCAUUUGUGCACGUGUGUUUAUGUACUGUUAUCUAAAACCUAUUUAAUAGCUUCAGAAAAAUCUUGGGCAAGAUGACCUAUUAGUUGUUGCUAGAAAGAAAUGUUGCCGUUACUAUUAAUAUGUGUGUUUAAAUUAUUUUUAUAUACCAUUGUUCCUUACCUUCACAUGAUUUCAAUAUUUUCCCCCUUACCACUUCUUGGAAAAUCACAAAAUAAACUUUUAUAGAAAAGA